GCGUGACUGACAGAUCCAGGGGUUCAGGGUCCUCUCUCGGCGCGAGACGUCCGUCAUUCUAUCGGGGCCCUUGUGCUACGAGCACGGCAGAGACAAUGGCGGGAACCGGGCUGGGCUCAGAGACGCUGGACCUGGAGAAGCUGCGCAUGGCCGGCGCCGGCCUGGCUCUGGCGGUGCUCACCAGCGGCGGGGACGCGCAAGGUAUGAAUGCUGCUGUCCGAGCUGUGACUCGCAUGGGGCUAUACGUUGGAGCGAAAGUGUUCCUGAUCUAUGAGGGGUAUGAAGGGCUGGUGGAUGGUGGAGAGAAUAUAAAACAGGCAAACUGGCUGAGCGUGUCCAACAUCAUUCAAUUGGGUGGCACCAUUAUUGGCAGUGCCCGCUGCAAAGCUUUCACCACCCGGGAGGGCCGUCUGCAGGCUGCUUACAAUUUGGUACAGCAUGGCAUCACCAACUUGUGUGUCAUUGGUGGAGAUGGCAGUCUGACUGGUGCAAACAUCUUCCGCACAGAGUGGGGUGGUCUGUUAGAGGAGCUAGUCGGUGAAGGAAAGAUCACUGAUGAAGUGGCUAAGACAUAUUGUCAUUUAAACAUUGUGGGUCUGGUGGGUUCCAUUGACAAUGACUUCUGCGGCACAGAUAUGACCAUUGGCACUGACUCUGCACUGCACCGUAUCAUGGAGGUGAUUGAUGCAAUCACUACCACUGCCCAGAGCCACCAGCGAACCUUUGUGUUGGAGGUGAUGGGCAGGCACUGUGGGUACCUUGCAUUAGUUUCAGCUUUGGCUUCUGGCGCUGACUGGCUUUUCAUCCCUGAAUCGCCUCCUGAGGAUGGUUGGGAGGAUUUCAUGUGUGAGAGGCUUGGUGAGGCACGGAGCAGAGGAUCCCGACUAAAUAUUAUCAUCAUUGCUGAGGGUGCUAUCGACCGGAAUGGGAAAUCGAUCACCUCUAAUUAUGUAAAGGAUCUGGUUGUGAAGCGCCUUGGCUUUGACACACGUGUGACUGUGCUUGGACAUGUGCAACGUGGUGGGACUCCCUCAGCAUUUGAUCGUGUUCUGAGCAGCAAAAUGGGUAUGGAAGCUGUGAUGGCACUACUGGAAGCAACACCAGACACUCCAGCAUGCGUGGUGAGUCUCUCCGGGAACCAGUCGGUGCGUCUUCCCCUGAUGGAGUGUGUACAAGUGACCAAAGAUGUCCAGAAAGCAAUGGAUGAGAAAAGGUUUGAGGAAGCAAUCCAGCUCAGAGGGAGGAGUUUUGAAAACAAUUGGAACAUUUACAAGCUACUUGCACACCAGAAACCAGAACAGGAAAAGAGCAAUUUCAGCAUUGCCAUCCUCAAUGUGGGAGCCCCAGCUGCAGGCAUGAAUGCAGCAGUCCGGUCAGCAGUGCGUGUUGGGAUUUGCCAGGGCCACACAAUGUAUGUGGUGAAUGAUGGCUUUGAAGGCUUGGGCAAGGGACAGAUCCGGGAAGUGGGCUGGCACGAUGUUGCAGGCUGGUUGGGCCGUGGUGGGUCCAUGCUGGGGACAAAACGGACUCUCCCAAAGACAUGCAUGGAAAAGAUUGUAGACACCAUCCGGAAAUUUAACAUCCAGGCACUGCUGGUCAUUGGUGGAUUUGAGGCCUAUGAAGGUGUCUUACAGCUGGUGGAAGCACGUGGACAGUAUGACGAGCUUUGCAUCAUCAUGUGCGUGAUUCCAGCUACCAUCAGUAACAAUGUGCCUGGGACAGAUUUCAGUCUGGGGUCAGAUACGGCUGUCAAUGCUGCCAUGGAGAGCUGUGACCGCAUCAAGCAAUCUGCCUCCGGCACUAAGCGUCGUGUGUUCAUUGUGGAGACUAUGGGGGGUUACUGUGGCUACUUGUCAACAGUGACUGGCAUAGCAGUCGGAGCUGACGCUGCCUAUGUGUAUGAAGAACCUUUCACCAUUCAUGACUUAAAGGCAAAUGUUGAACACUUGACUGACAAAAUGAAAACGGACAUUCAGAGAGGCCUAGUUCUGCGAAACGAGAAGUGUCAUGAGCACUAUACCACAGAGUUCCUCUACAACCUGUAUUCCUCAGAGGGGAAAGGAAUAUUCGACUGCAGGAUCAAUGUCCUUGGUCACCUUCAGCAGGGUGGUGCUCCAACCCCAUUUGACCGCAACUAUGGCACCAAGCUAGGAGUGAAAGCUGUCCUGUGGAUGUCAGAUAAGCUGAAGGAGGCUUACCGCAAAGGCCGUGUAUUUGCCAAUGAUGUGGAAUCUGCUUGUGUAAUAGGCCUGAAGAGGAAGACUGUGUCUUUCAGCCCUGUGACUGAACUCAAGAAAGUCACAGAUUUUGACCACAGGCUCCCCAAAGAGCAGUGGUGGCUGAACCUACGCUUGAUGCUGAAGAUGCUGGCCCACUACCAGAUCAGCCUGACUGAAUACGUGUCUGGGAAGAUGGAGCAUGUCACCCGGCGCACACUCAGCAUUGAGAAGGGAUUCUAGCAGCCAUCUUUUCUCUUCUGUUCUCCCCUCCAUCACCAGCCCUCAGUAGUUGCCUCCCUCCCUGGCCUUCUCAAGCCUUUUGAGUGCAGUGCUGGUGCCACUGUGAGCCUGUAGGAAUUGUGGCUUUGGGCAGUCUGGCUGAUUCUUUGCUCUGCCUAUGAAGUGAGGAUUCCCAUGGUAGCAAAGAGUGUUAAUACAAGGCUUGGAAUCUAUUUUCAUGUCAAGGCCAUUGUUUUGUUUGUACACUUGGAGAGUUCCCUAAGAUAACUGAUGAGUCCUGGAAGGGACUAAGAACUGCUGUUGGCCAUUGUUGCAUCAUCCAGAAAAGUCUUACCUGGCAGGUCUUUCAUCUGCACAUUUCGCCCACAAAAUAGCAGCAGCUGUUGAAAGAGCUCUUCCCUUCCCCCAGGGCUCCACGCGCCAACCACGAGAGGACAGGAUGUCUGAAUGCUGGAUUGGGAAGGCAGUAUGUUGCAGCUUUGUAUGGAGAACACUCUUCUCCAUGCCAUCUGGCUUAGUGUGCCUGAUUCAUUGUCUGUAACUAGUGCUGUAGGGACACCACUGCCCUCUCUGUAGCCAUGUGUCUGCACUCUCCCUGAUGCAGUUCUGUGAGCUCAAUGUUAUCACUCGUGUUUGUUUGUGGCACAGCUUGUGUCCUGUAGAAAUUUUAAAACGACUGAAUCAAACUUGUGUGUUGGUUGAUUCUGUUCCUGGUUGGAGAGCAGCCUCUGAUCUCCCAGCAUGAAAUGAGCCAAUUUUAUCAUAUUUGGCAGCUUUAGCUUAAUGGAGAAAUCCUUGUUGGAGCGUGCCCUACUUAGUUAAGGGGCAGAAAGUGGGAUAGUUUAUAGUGGGGACUGUUCUGGCACAAGCCUGCUGCUCCAAACAAACGUUAACCUCCUCCCUGCACCACCUUUUUCUUACUUUCUGCUACAGCCAGAGUGCUACUUCAAUGAAAUUACAGGACAUUUGGAAUCAAAUACUGGAAGAUUAUGGUAAUAGCUGGAUUAGUUUUCUGCACUUCUCAGCACCUGUUUCAAGCCAGAUCCUACGUCUGGGUCAUGUGCAUCCCUUGUACACUUUUCCAGGCACAGAGUGGAAGAUGUUUUCAUGCCUAUACUACCAAGACAGGUCCUGGUAGGAUUGCAGUGCAGGGUACUAGGCAGAGUUGCUUUGCUAGGAAAUGGCAUCUGUCAAAUAGCUAACCUGCCCAGUCCCUCAGGCCUAAGAAACAUGAUGUCUGAAAAUUUGUGAAUGGAUCUUUCCACCUUUUUUAAAACAGCAAUAGUAGACACACAGCCUCAAAUCAGAUUGGAAGGGAAGCAGGUAUCACUCUUUUUGAGCAAUUCUGCCAAUCUAAAUUGUUUUUUUAAAAAAAAAAAAAAAACUAUAGGGAACUCUGUUAACAGACCUCCCAGAAUUAAAUCUGUUUUGGUCCUUAAUUACAUUUACUCCUGCAAACAGAAAAUGCUAGUACUUCUAGCAGAUACUAUUCUUGGUGUUAGAUGCAGAGAAGUUAGCCGUGUUAGUCUGUGGUAGCAAAAUCAAAAAGAG
This is a messenger RNA of Eublepharis macularius, 4010 nucleotides long. RefSeq names its product phosphofructokinase, liver type (gene PFKL). The record is from RefSeq and is a predicted model, not a curated record. The transcript has 22 exons. Gene Ontology annotation, cellular component: 6-phosphofructokinase complex; membrane; cytoplasm. Gene Ontology annotation, molecular function: AMP binding; monosaccharide binding; 6-phosphofructokinase activity. Gene Ontology annotation, biological process: fructose 6-phosphate metabolic process; canonical glycolysis; fructose 1,6-bisphosphate metabolic process. Lineage: Eukaryota; Metazoa; Chordata; Lepidosauria; Squamata; Eublepharidae. The coding region runs from base 96 to 2459 and encodes 787 amino acids.